AUGAAGUGGCAGGUGACGUUUUGGAGAGAGCAGAAUUCAUGGACAGUGUCCGGCAAGGGCUGGACCGCUGGGGUGACCUUGGGCCCCUCUCCUCCCGACAGCUCCUUCAGCACCAGCACGGGCAGCCUGCCCUAUGGCGAGGACCUUGAGAAGAAAUUAGUGUUCACUUGGGAGGUGAAGGCCAACGACAGAGCCUACAACAACCAGUUCAAGGAAAAGGCCUUCCUGUGUUGGCAGAGGAAGAAAUACAAGGGCAACAUCAUCAACACGGCCAAGUACAAUUUCUUCUCCUUCCUGCCCUUAAACCUAUACGAGCAGUUCCACCGAAUGUCUAAUGCCUACUUCCUUUUGGUGAUCAUUCUCCAGGCUGUCUUUACUGAGAUCUCCACGAUGCCCUGGUUCACCCUCCUCGUCCCACUCGUCUGCCUCUUCAUCAUCCGGGCCACCCGAGACCUGGUGGACGACAUCGGGCGACAUAUAAGUGACAGGAUCGUCAACAACAGGCCCUGCCAGAUGCUGGUAGGGAAGAGCUUUCUGUGUAAGAAAUGGAAGGAACUGUGUGUGGGAGACCUGGUCCGUCUGCAUGAGGACAACAUUGUCCCGGCUGACGUGCUCUUGCUGUCCAGCACGGAGCCCAGCAGCUUGUGCUACGUGGAGACUGCUGACAUAGACGGGGAGACCAACUUGAAGUACAGGCAGGCCUUGAUAGUCACACAUCAUGAACUGACCAAUAUAGGGGACAUGGCUUCCUUCCAAGGCAAGGUGGUGUGUGAAGAACCCAACAGUCGGAUGCACCAUUUUACGGGGCGUCUGGAGUUGGAGGGCAAGGAAUACGCCCUGGAUAGUGGCAACAUCCUUCUACGUGGCUGCAAGAUUCGAAACACAGACACCUGCUAUGGAAUGGUCAUCUACGCUGGUUUUGACACAAAGAUCAUGAGGAACUGUGGCAAAGUCCAGCUGAAGAGAACCAAGAUAGAUUAUCUGAUGAACAGGCUGGUGAUCCUGAUCUUUGUAUUCCUGGUGCUGAUCUCUAUGGCCUUGACCUUGGGCUUCUGGAACAAGGUGGCAGAAUUUAAGACCAAGCACUACUAUGUGCCUGACAAGCACAGGUACAGCAUUACCAGCGAGUCUCUCCUCAUGUUCUUGAGCUUCCUCAUUCUGCUCAGUGUUAUGAUGCCCAUGGCCAUGUUCAUCAUAGCCGAAUUCAUCUACUUGGGGAACAGUAUCUUCAUUGACUGGGAUGUGGAAAUGUACUACGAGCCCCAGGACAUACCUGCCAAAGCCCGCAGCACCAGCCUCAACGUCCAGCUGGGCCAGGUGGAGUACAUCUUUUCGGACAAGACCGGCACGCUCACACAGAACAUCAUGACCUUCAAGAAGUGCUGCAUCAACGGCAUUGUCUACAGCCCGGAUGAGGAGGAGGCCCCAUCUAAGGAGAACCCCUACCUCUGGAACAGAUUUGCUGAUGGGAAGCUGCUCUUCCAAAACUCAAGUCUCCUGAACAUUGUGCGCAGCAAUGAGGACAGCAUGGUGCAGGAGUUCUGGCGCCUGCUGGCUAUCUGCCACACGGUGAUGGUGGGCGAGAAAGACAACCAGCUGUUGUACCAGGCAGCUUCCCCUGAUGAGGAGGCACUGGUCACAGCAGCCCGGAAUUUUGGCUACGUGUUCCUGGCACGCACACAGAACAGCAUCACAGUGAUGGAGCUGGGGGAAGAGCGGGUAUAUGAGGUCCUGGCCAUGAUGGACUUCAACAGCAUCAGAAAGCGUAUGUCCGUGCUAGUCCGAAACCCCGAGGGCUCCAUCUACCUCUACACCAAAGGGGCAGACAGUGUCCUCUUUGAACGCUUGCAUAAAAAAGGCAUUCAUAAGAAAGAGCAGAUCAUGAAAGCAGCCACAGAAGAGGCAUUAACUUCCUUUGCCGAGCAGACCCUGCGCACUCUGUGCCUGGCCUACAGGAAGAUGGAUGAGGACACAUAUGAGGAGUGGCGCCAGCGGCACCAGGAAGCCAACAUCCUUCUUCAGAACCGGGCUGAAGCCCUGCACCAGGUGUAUGAGGAGAUCGAGCAGAACCUCCAGCUGCUGGGAGUCACAGCCAUUGAAGAUAAGCUCCAGGAUGGUGUCCUUGAAACUAUCCAUAGUCUCAAGCAAGGGAACAUCAAAAUGUGGGUACUCACAGGGGACAAGCAAGAGACUGCGGUAAACAUUGGCUUUGCCUGCCAGCUGCUAUCUGGGGACAUGCACAUCCUGCAGGAGGAGGAGAUAAUUCAGAUCCUGGAAGCCUACCAGGAGACCAACAGCAACCUGCCACAGAUCAAGAUGGCUGCCAUGAUCGUUAGUGGAGAGCUCCUGGUCAGUGACCAGAUGAUGAAGAGCAAAACAGGGCUGGUGCUGCAGAAUAAGGACAGCACACCCGAGAACCCUGAGGUGUGGCGAGAGCGGGCCUUUGUGGAACUGGCCUCUAGGUGCCAAGCAGUCAUCUGCUGCCGGGUGACACCAAAGCAGAAGGCCCUGAUUGUGGCCCUGGUCAAGAAGUACCAGAAUGUGGUGACCCUGGCCAUCGGGGAUGGAGCCAAUGACGUCAACAUGAUCAAGACUGCGGACAUCGGCGUGGGGCUGGCAGGCCAGGAGGGCAUGCAGGCAGUGCAGAACAGCGACUACAUGCUAGCCCAGUUCCGCUUCCUGAGGCGGCUGCUGCUGGUGCACGGGCGCUGGUCCUACAUGCGAGUCUGCAAGUUCCUACGCUACUUCAUCUACAAGACACUGGCCAUCAUGAUGGUUCAGAUCUGGUUCGCUUUGUAUAAUGGCUUCACUGCCCAGCCUCUGUAUGGAGGCUGGUUCUUAGCGCUCUUCAACCUGCUGUACACCACCCUCCCAGUUCUGUACAUUGGGCUCUUUGAGCAGGACGUCAGUGAUGAGCAGAGCCUGGAGCUGCCGGAGCUGUACAUAGCUGGCCAGAAGGACAAGCUCUUCAACUACUGGGUCUUCUUCCAAGCCAUGGUCCAUGGCAUUGCCACCUCCCUGGUCAACUUCUUCAUGACCCUAUGGAUCAGCCAUGACAUUAUUGAGCCCCUCAGCGACUUUCAGUCUUUUUCCUCAGUCAUGUCCCUGUCAGGCGUGCUGUCUGUCACCAUGGAGGUCAUCAUCAUCAUCAGGUACUGGACGGUUUUGACUGUGCUGGCCAUUUUCUUCAGCCUCUGCUUCUACACUGUCAUAACUUGGACCAGCCAGAGCUUGUUUCUCUUCAAAAUCUCCCCCCAGAACUUCCCUCUUCUGUAUGCUGACCGAAACAUACUGUCUCACCCCGCCAUCCUGCUGGUGGUUCUGCUAAAUGUGUCAUUAAACACCCUGCCUGUACUUGCCUUUCGUGUCAUUUACCAAGCCCUCAAGCAACCACUUCCCAAGGAGGAAGAAGAGGUCCCAAGUGAGGAAAUCAUUUUGCCACCACGUGCCCGGCGCUCCAGUUAUGCUUUCUCCCACCAAGAAGGCUAUGCAAGCCUCAUUACACAGGGCACAAUUCUGCGGUCGUCACCAGGGGUCCACAUACAGUCAAACACAAUGACAUCUGAUGAAGAACGGUCCAUGAGCUUCGAGUGA
Molossus molossus (Pallas's mastiff bat) is the source of this 3594-nucleotide messenger RNA. RefSeq names its product phospholipid-transporting ATPase IK-like. The coding region runs from base 1 to 3594 and encodes 1197 amino acids. Gene Ontology annotation, biological process: phospholipid translocation; Golgi organization. The record is from RefSeq and is a predicted model, not a curated record. Gene Ontology annotation, cellular component: plasma membrane. The transcript is spliced from 25 exons. Lineage: Eukaryota; Metazoa; Chordata; Mammalia; Chiroptera; Molossidae. Gene Ontology annotation, molecular function: magnesium ion binding; ATPase-coupled intramembrane lipid carrier activity; ATP hydrolysis activity.